AAACCCACGGAUCCAUUACCCAAACCCGAUGUCGCUUGUCGCCUACGACGCCUCCUCAGACGAGGAAGACGCCGGCGAGCCCCCCGCCGCCGCCGCCGCCGGUCCAGCCCCUCCUCCCCACCUCUCGGCCACCCUAGGGCCGCAUCCGAGGCCUCCGUCACCUUCUCCGUCCGUGCGCGCCGCUCCUCAGCCUCCUGCGCCGCCGCCGCCGCCGCCUGCAUCCAACCGGAAUGUAGCAUCAACUAAUUCAAGCAACACCUCCCUGCCCACACCAUCAUUUGACCUACCAGAUGUUGCUGAUCUUUUUGGCUCCCCUUCUCUUCCCUCUAGAGGUUCUGCUGUUAUGGUGGGCAGCUCUUCAAGGAAAAGAGAAUCAAAUGGAUCUGCUAUUCAAGAUCCACGGAGUAAAUUUCCAAGGGCUCAGUCAUCACAAUCUCAUGGUGCCAGGAAUGCUGCAAGAACAUUAGUUCCACCACAGCUUAGCGGAAGGAGUAACGUUGUCACUGAAGAUAUGGGAAAACUGUUUGUGGCAAGACGCAAAGAUUAGCAUUUAGUACCACUUUCUUAACCUCCAUCUGAAUUUGAGCGUCACAUCGAUUGUCGCCCGUAGGUGGGCCGCGGCACUGUUUAACAGAUGAUGUUUGUUGCAACCUAGAGAGUCUGAGAGGAGGGUUGCCAUAAGAGAUAGGAAGUGUUCUUGUUUCUGGCAUUUGUUUGGUCCUAUUUCUUUGGUGUUCACCUGUGUUAUUACUCUGCAACGAUGGUACUCUACCUGUUACUGAGAGCAUGUAAAGCCUGUUAGGACAGUUAGAUGCCGUCAACUCUGUAAGGUUGCAAAAGCUAGAUGUGUUGUUUUAUCUUUUGGCUGGUGUGAGUGAAUGGAUUAUGGGGAGAGUUACCUUGCAAUUCUACGGGCAAGUGUUGCAAUAGCACAUCUGUUCAUUCAUCUGCGGCCCAUGUUCCGCAUGCCUUUUGAACCGUGUUUGAGCAUAGGUUAACUUUUGUGUGUAAGGUUAACA
Molecule: messenger RNA, 1019 nt
Organism: Brachypodium distachyon (stiff brome)
Lineage: Eukaryota; Viridiplantae; Streptophyta; Magnoliopsida; Poales; Poaceae
Product: vasodilator-stimulated phosphoprotein
Exons: 3
Coding region: 29-547 (172 amino acids)
Source: RefSeq, a predicted model, not a curated record